GCACGCGGCGCCCCCGCGCCCCCGCGCGCCCCUGUACGACUCCUACGCGGACCACGCGGCGGGCCUCGGGCACUCCUACGCGGACCACUCGGACCACGGCGGCCACCCCGCGUCGCGCCUCGACGUGUACAGCGACCUCUUCGAGGAGGUGAUCGAGCGCGACGGGGUCUUCGGCUCGCUGCUCCGCAAGAUCAAGACCGCCUACGAGGGCGCGCUGCGUGAGGAUCCAGUGCAGCACGGCAUGGCGAUGGAGGGCGUCCCCGACUGGGGGCCCGAGCACCCGGGCGUGGACAGCUCGCACGACGGACCGCAUUCGAGCGAGCCCACCACGCGGGCCGAGGACCGCCUGGCGGCCAAGGAGAUGGUCCGCGAGAAUCGGGUGCUCCGGGACCUGGUGGAGCGGCUGCACUUAGAGCUCGAGGAGGCGGUGAAGCGGGAGCACCGCUGGCGGCAGAAGGUGGCGCAGCUCAAGGCGCAGCAGCUCGGCCAGGGCCCCGGCCCCGGGCACUCCCACGGCGGCGGCGGGGGCCAGCAGCCCAGCGCGCCCCCCCCGCGGGCCCACGGCGCGCCCAAGAAGCAGCUGGCCGCCCGCCCAGAGUACCGCGCGACUGGCGCGGAGGAGGACGAGGACUUCCACGGGCACCACGCGGCAGCUAUGCUGAACCAGGGAGGCCUCCUCAGCAUGAGCUCCAUCUCGCCGCAGAACUCGCAGCCGCCCCACCUCGAGUCCAUGCUCGGGGCGUCGGCCCUCGAGAGCGCGCGCUCCGCCGACAGCGUGCCCCUGCCGCAGCGGCCCGACUUCCGGCAGGUGGUCAGGCCAAGCCACGUCCCCUCGCUCGACCUGGCGCGCCUCGGCGAGGAGGAGGAGGAGGAGGAGGGGGAGGACGACGAGCUGGACGAGGAGGAGCGGGAGCUGCAGCAAGAGGAACACGACGUCCGGGGCGAGGACCAGCUGGAGCAGCGGCAGCCAGAGCUGGACGAGGACGAGCGAGCGUCCGGGGACGAAGGCGCCAUGUACGCCCAGCACCACGGCCAACAGCGGGACGAGGAGGACGAGGAGGAGACGGAUGAGGACUUCGGCAUUGGUGUCCCGCGCCUGGGUGACCCGCGGUAUGCCCAUCACGGACAACAGCACAUGUACACCCUCGACCCCCACGACCAGGACAUGGAGCAGAGCAGCGACGCAUUCGACGCGUCUGCCGCGUCUUGCUCGCCGUCCACGAGCCGCUCGAUUGCGGCCCGCGAAGGCUGGUACGUCGAGUCCGACGGACCCCUCCAGCUCUGGGGCCAGGGCGGGCUCGGGCGGCGCAUGGGGUUCUCUCGCAAGCCGGGGCGACGUCCCGGGCAAGCUGUGGGGCGCGGGGGCGCCCACGCGCUGAGCUCCCUGCCAGACGACCUGGCGCACCGGCAUUACGCCCGGGCCGUCAAGGGCUGGGUCGAGAAGCUGCUCGGGGCCUCCGCGGCGGUGGGCGCGGAGCUGCCCAGCCUGGGGCAGCUGGGCCCUGUGCUCGCGGAGCUGGCUGCCGCGCUGCGGGUGGAGCAGACGGCGCGGGAGGCGCUCGCGGAGCGCGUGCAGGGGCUGGCGGACCUCGGGGGCCACCCGACCCAUGGGCCAGCAGAUGAAGUCGCUGCAGCAGGGCCGCCUGCGAGCGCUGGAGGAAACCGAAGAAGAAGGUCGAGGUGCUGGCGAGGGCGAGGUCCGCCGCCGCGCCGGCGGACCCCGCCGAGGCUGGCGCGCUGGCUCGGCGCGUGGAGGCCCUGGAGCAGCAGGUGGCGGGGCUGCCUCUGGCAGUGCCGGGCGGCCGCCAGGACGGCGCGGACGCGGCCCCGCUGGGGGAGGCCGAGGGCCGAGCCGCCGUGGAACAGCACCACCGGCAGCUGGCCCACGUCGGCGACUGCGUGCGGCUGCUGCGGGACAGGGACGGGAAGCUCGCGGAGCAGCUGCAGAGCCUGCAGGGGCAGGUGGACGUCCUCGCCGCCUCCGUCGCGGAGAUCGGCGCGGGCGGCCCCCAGGCCUUGUCGCUCCACAGCAACCAAGCCAGCACGCGGAGGCGCUGGGCAGCGCGAUUGGGCACCUGAGAGAGCGGCACCGGCUGCACGACGAGGAGAUCGCCACCCUCUCCAGCCAGGUGCGGGAGCUGGCCGCGGCCGUCGCCGAGGCCAACCCGCGGCAGGCCCUGGGCGGCGGCGACUCGCCCGACGGGCCCGGCACGGCGGUCGACGCGGACUGCGCUGCGCUGGGCACCGGGAUCCGGCAACUGGCCGAGCGGCACAGGCUGCAGCACGAGGAGUUCGCCCGCCUCUCUGGCCAGGUGCAGGACCUGUCGGACAGACUGGACCUGGCGUGGGCGCGGACGGCGUCCCUCGCGGAGUCCAGCGCAGAGCUGCAUCAGGAGAGGCCGCGGCGGGCGCCGCCGCCUCGGCUGCCGGCCGCGCCAGCGCGGCGCCCUCGCGGGAGAACGGCGGCGGCCUGGGCGCCGCGCUGGCCGCGGUGCAGCGCGUCGAGGCGGCCGUCGGCCGGCUGGAGCACGAGGGCGGGGAGGUGAGGGCGACCCUGGAGCAGCACGAGAAGACCUUGCAGCUGCUCGCUCGCUGCUCGCUCGGCACCGGAGGGCCCGAGGCCAGCGCGUGGGCACAAGGCGCGGACCGCGCAGGUGGUCGGGCCGAG
Molecule: messenger RNA, 2668 nt
Organism: Prorocentrum cordatum
Lineage: Eukaryota; Dinophyceae; Prorocentrales; Prorocentraceae
Source: the annotation of a GenBank genome assembly